This is a messenger RNA of Dromiciops gliroides (monito del monte), 4308 nucleotides long. RefSeq names its product solute carrier family 5 member 10 (gene SLC5A10). The coding region runs from base 1 to 1854 and encodes 617 amino acids. Gene Ontology annotation, cellular component: plasma membrane. Gene Ontology annotation, biological process: transmembrane transport. Gene Ontology annotation, molecular function: D-glucose:sodium symporter activity. Lineage: Eukaryota; Metazoa; Chordata; Mammalia; Microbiotheria; Microbiotheriidae. The transcript has 17 exons. The record is from RefSeq and is a predicted model, not a curated record.
AUGGCAGAUGACUCCACUAGCGAGCCUUAUUUUAGGCAAAAACUUAAUGUAGCAGAUAUUAUUGUCAUCGUGGUAUAUUUUGCUUUAAAUGUGGCUGUGGGAAUAUGGUCUUCAUGCAGAGUCAACAGAAAUACGUUGAGAGGCUACUUCCUCGCAGGAAGGGACAUGACAUGGUGGCCAAUUGGAGCCUCCCUCUUUGCCAGCAGUGAAGGAUCUGGGCUGUUCAUUGGACUGGCUGGGUCAGGUGCAGCGGGAGGACUAGCUGUAGCUGGCUUUGAGUUCAACGCGACAUAUGUGUUGCUGGCACUGGCAUGGGUAUUUGUGCCCAUCUACAUCUCCUCAGAGCUUGUCACCAUGCCUGAGUACCUUCAGAAGAGAUACGGAAGGUCUAGGAUACGCAUGUUCUUGUCCAUCUUUUCAUUGCUGAUGUCUGUUUUCACCAAGAUAUCUAUUGAUUUGUAUGCUGGGGCCCUCUUUGUGCACAUCUGUCUGGGUUGGAAUUUUUACCUGUCUACUGGCAUAAUGUUGGUGAUCACAGCACUUUACACCAUAGCAGGUGGCCUGGCUGCUGUCAUCUACACUGAUGCAUUGCAGACACUGAUUAUGAUCAUUGGGGCAGUCAUCCUGACAAUCAAAGCUUUUGACCAAAUCGGGGGUUACAACCAGUUGGAGGAGGCUUACUUACGGGCGGUACCAAACAAGACCAUCCCUAACACAACAUGCCACCUGCCCCGGGCGGAUGCCAUGCACAUGUUCCGAGACCCCUCCACUGGAGAUCUCCCGUGGACUGGGAUGACCUUUGGUCUGACCAUCAUGGCCACUUGGUAUUGGUGCACUGAUCAGGUAAUAGUACAGAGAUCCCUCUCUGCCAGGAACCUGAACCAUGCCAAAGCGGGCUCCAUUCUUGCCAGUUACCUGAAGAUGCUGCCCAUGGGCAUAAUCAUCAUGCCAGGCAUGAUUAGUCGGGCACUAUACCCAGGGUCACACAGCUACCACGUACGCCAUUUGCAACUAAUGAUCUCACGCACUAAUGAUGUGGGCUGUGUGGUGACAUCUGAGUGCCUGAGGGCCUGUGGGGCUGAAGUGGGAUGUUCCAACAUCGCUUACCCCAAACUAGUGAUGGAGUUGAUGCCCAUGGGACUUCGUGGACUGAUGAUUGCUGUCAUGAUGGCAGCUUUGAUGUCCUCCUUGACUUCCAUCUUCAACAGUAGCAGCACACUCUUUACUAUGGACAUCUGGACUAAGCUGAGACCUCAAGCAAGCGAGCGGGAGCUCCUGUUGGUGGGCAGGCUGGUUAUUGUGGUCCUCAUUGGUGUUAGUGUAGUCUGGAUCCCAGUCCUCCAGGGCUCCAAAAGUGGCCAGCUCUUCAUCUACAUGCAGGUGGUUACCAGUUCCCUGGCACCUCCUAUCACAGCUAUCUUUGUCUUAGGAGUAUUUUGGAAUCGGGCCAAUGAACAGGGGGCCUUCUGGGGCCUGAUUACAGGGCUGGUAGUAGGAGCUACUCGGAUGAUCCUGGAAUUUGUUUAUCCUGAGCCACCUUGCGGUUUCCCAGACAACCGGCCAGCUGUGCUCAACAACUUUCACUAUCUUCACUUCUCCUUGCUGCUCUUCUCCAUCACAGUGUCUGUAGUCACUGCUGUCAGUCUGCUGACCCCACCCCCUGAUGAAUCUCAGAUCAAGAAUUUAACAUGGUGGACCCUUUCCAAGGACAAUCUUUUAGAAGCUCUGCCUGAGGCUUAUGAUACAGGAGACAAAGUUGGAAAGAAGCGAGCUCCCUUCUGGACUCGAGUUUGCAACUUCAAUGCCAUUCUGCUUGUGUGUGUCAACAUAUUCUUCUAUGCCUAUUUUGCCUGAUGGUGUUCAUUUUCUGGGAAGCCAGAGGAUCAUGGGAUCAGAGAUGUAGGAGAGAUUCAUCCCAAUUAGACAUCUAGAGAAGUAUCAUAGACUAUUAGAGCUGGAAGGAUUAUCUGGUCCAACUCAUUUGAUUUACAGAUGGGGCCUUGAGAAGGGAAGUGACCUGCCCAAAGUUACCAAUAGGUCAAAGGCCCGGCAUUAAAACCCAAGGCUGACUUCUAGGCAGAUGCUCUUUCUAUUAAACUGGGCUUCUUUUCUUUUCCUGGUUCAGAAGCAUUUGGGCUGUGGAAAGUUCUUACAAGAGCAUGUCUCCUUUGACAUCAAGGUGUCCCACUACUACCACCAUCACCACCAACCACCACUGUUUUUUAUAAUCCUUGGAAACACCUUCAGCUUAGGCCACUGCCUGAAGAUUCCAGAGCCUGGAAGAGGACUUAAUCUGCCUUCAAGUCUCUAGCCCCUUUCUCUUCUCCCACUCAUAAUUACUUAAGGCAAUGUCAGAGAGACCUAGUUCUGCCACCAAUUAGCUGUGUGACCUUCAGCAAGUCACUUUCCUUCUCUGGGACUCAGUUUCCUCAUCUAUUAAACAAGAGGGCUGAACUAGAUGAUUUCUUAGGUUCUUUAGGGGUCUAAUAUUCUCUGAUUUGAUGAACCCCUGACUCUUCCCUCCUUCCUUACCCUUAGCCUAUGGUCAGAUCCAUAUAAAGCACCCUCUACAUGUCCAGCUUCCCUAAAAUAGGUUCCUCCCUCCCACUUUGAGUCUCUGACUCAGUGAAUUCCUAGUCUUGAGAUCUGGGUUGGGGAUGGGGGAAGAGGGAAGUGUAUGGAUCUUGAGAUUCAGUGAGGUUUGACUAAGAAGGCAUGAGUCUGAGUGUUAGUAGUAGGGGGAAAAGCCAAAUAGCCUAGCUCAGCCCAAACCAAUGGGGCAUGGGCCUCUGAAUCACCAUCUAAUAGAACCAGAGAGUAACCAAACACCAUAAAAGACUUUAUAGCCUCCCAGGGAACACUUCCUAUCUAUAUCACUUGGCUUCUGGCCAAACAUCAAACACUUCUACAACAUUUAUAAAGCAAGAUGCAAAGGUAAAUCAGCCCAGAGUUUGGUAUGCCUCCCAGGAGUCCCUUGGCAUGUACAUUUUUGAGUCAGUCCCUCCUAAACACAGGAAUAUGCCCUGGGUCCCAGGGAAAGGCAGUUGUUAGCCACACUAUCACUCUCAAGGGGAUCAUGGGAACCCUGACCUGAGACCCUUCAUCCCUUCACCAGUGAUGCCCCAUCCUUCACCUUGUCUGCUCAAGGGAACUUUCACCAUUGAAUAGCUCCAUCUUAGCUUCGGGAGCAAAAGGUUGAGUGUACAGGGUUGUCAAUUGGAUCCGGGUUUAGCAAAUCCCCUCAGGGUAUAAACUAAGCCUGGAGAGGGCUGACCCUGUGACAAUGGUAUUCAUGCAUCUCCCUUUCCUCCUCCAAAAUGGAACUGAGUGCCUGCCCAGUACCCAGCUAAAGCCUGAGUCCUUGGACACUGCUCAUUGUAUUGACUUCUUUGGGUGGUGGUCCAUGUCCUGAUCAUCUCAUACCUGGGUCAUUGCAGUAGCCUCCUAACCAUCUUCCUUGCCUAUAGUCUCUUUUUUUUGUUUUGUUUUUUAGUGAGGCAGUUGGGGUUAAGUGACUUGCCCAGGGUCACACAGCUAGUAAGUGUUAAGUGUCUGAGGCUGGAUUUGAACUCAGGUACUCCUGACUCCAGGGCCGGUGCUCUAUCUGCCUAUAGUCUCUUUCUGAUUCAUCAUAUAUACUGCCAAGUUCAUCUUCCCCAAAUUCUAUUUUCAUCAUUUUCAUCCCCACUCAAGAAUCAUCAUUGGCUCCCAGUCACUUGUAGGGCAAAGUCCAAACUACCCAAGACCUUCCACUGUCUUUCAUUAUCUCCUUGAUGAUAAUGAUGAUAGCUAACAUUUAUAUGGCACUUUGAGGUUUUCAAAGCACUUUAUAUACAUUAUGACAUUGGUCCUCACAACAGCAAUCCUGGGAAUGUAGGUGAUAUUAUCAUCCCCAUUUCACAGUUAAGGAAACCAGCACAGAGAGGUUGUGACCUGCCCAGGCUCACACAGCUAGUAAAUACCUGAAGCAGGGUUCAAACUCAAGUCUUCUGACUCCAAUUCCAACAAUGGUAGGCUCCUUCCUAGAUCUGGGACUUCCCUCGUUCUGUCUCCAUUUCUCAAAAUGUUUCUCCCAUGGCCGAAUAAUCCCCAUCUUUCUGCCCCCAACAUCUUGGACUCGGAUCCUUUUUCUGUACCAUGUAUUGGGUACCGAUUGUGUAUUGCCUGUUAUCAUCAUGUCUGUACGUAUUUUGUCUGCUGCUAGACUGUAAGCUCCCUAAGGGCAGAGACUGAAUCUUCUCCUAGGUCUGUAUGGCCCAGGACCUUAUUCUCAGAAGGCGUGGAAUAAACAUUUGCUGUUUGACUGGA